Messenger RNA from Eublepharis macularius, 1174 nucleotides. Its product is annotated as H-2 class II histocompatibility antigen, E-S beta chain-like. The coding region runs from base 49 to 861 and encodes 270 amino acids. Gene Ontology annotation, molecular function: MHC class II protein complex binding. The record is from RefSeq and is a predicted model, not a curated record. NCBI's taxonomy places the organism in Eukaryota, Metazoa, Chordata, Lepidosauria, Squamata, Eublepharidae. Gene Ontology annotation, cellular component: membrane; MHC class II protein complex. Gene Ontology annotation, biological process: antigen processing and presentation of exogenous peptide antigen via MHC class II; positive regulation of T cell activation; immunoglobulin production involved in immunoglobulin-mediated immune response. The transcript has 6 exons.
GACAAAGUUUCCUUUGGGGGCUGCAAGUGGGUUUUCUGUGGGGCAGCCAUGGGGCCGGGCCUGAUCCUGCCAGCGACUCUCCUGCCGAUGGUGCAUCUUUGUCUCACCCUGGUCCAUGGAGUGGAAGGAAGACUCCCGCCCCCUGUCGCCCAUUUCCUGUUCCAGCGCAAGUUCCAGUGCCACUUCGCCAACGGGACGGCGGGCCAGGUCCGGCUCUUCGACAGGUACAUCCGGGACCGGCAGGAGUUUGUGCGCUUCGACAGCCGCCGCGGGGACUUCGAAGCUGUCACAGAGUUUGGCGAGCCUGACGCCGCCUACUGGAACAGCCAGACUGAGUGGGUGGAGUACCUGCGGGCCGCGGUGGAGAACUGCCGCCUCAACUAUCUGGCAGCCGAGACGGGGCACGUGGUGGGCAGGAAGGUUAAGCCCACAGUGAAAAUCUCCUUCACCAAGGCAGAGCCCCUGUCCCACCACAGCCUCCUGAUCUGCACUGCGACAGGCUAUUAUCCCUCAGAGAUUAAAAUCAAGUGGCUGAAAAACGGGCAGGAGCAGACGGAGGGGGUGGGGUACUCGGAGGAUUUCCAGAACGGAGACUGGACUUUCCAGAACCAGGCGAUGCUGGAGACGGUGCCUGAGCAGGGAGAUGUCUACACCUGCCAGGUGGCGCACAGGAGCGUGGAGGAGCCGAUCACCGUGCAGUGGGAGCCACAGAGGUCGGACUCUGCCAACAGCAAAUUGUGGACGGGGGCCAUGGGAGGCCUGCUGGGGGUGGUCCUGGGGGUUGGGGGACUCUCCCUCUACCUGAGGAAGAAAAAAGCGCUUCCCACCGCACCUGCUGCAGGGCUCAUGAGUCAGUCCUGAUGGCUCCAGAUCUUCCAUCCGGAAAAGGAUUUUCUUUAGCAAGCAAGAUGUUCGGGUCGUUCUGCUGAUUCCCCUCCAACACACACACACAGGAGGUAGCCUGUGCUCAAGGCCGUGUUGAGAGGGACCGCUGCUAAAAUCGCCCCUGGGUGCUGCUGGGGGGUGGCUGACAAUGGCGUGAUUUCUCAAGAUCUCCCGCUAAGAGCUGCAGCUGCGAACGGGCUGCAAAAAGGCACUUACUAAUCGUCAUGGAUGAUUUUAAGUGGAGAAGGAGUUUCUUUUUUUUUGUCGAAGUAAAAAAAUACUUUAUAGA